Molecule: messenger RNA, 1858 nt
Organism: Annulohypoxylon maeteangense
Lineage: Eukaryota; Fungi; Ascomycota; Sordariomycetes; Xylariales; Hypoxylaceae
Product: aromatic compound dioxygenase
Exons: 3
Coding region: 501-1682 (393 amino acids)
Molecular function (GO): ferric iron binding; oxidoreductase activity, acting on single donors with incorporation of molecular oxygen, incorporation of two atoms of oxygen
Source: RefSeq, a predicted model, not a curated record
AUAAAAUCUUCCUCAUUGGCUGACAUAACGGCUAGGGGAUCUCUAUUCCCAGUGAAGAUCCAUGACAUGAGCAGGGCUCUCAGCCUUUCACCGAUGCGCAAUCUUGCUCUUCGUAAGUGACGCGUAAUGAAAUCUUCAUAGAGACUAAAUCUUAGCCUCUCCAUCCCACCGACGACCCCAAUUAUCACGGAAGCAAGGCACUUUUUUACGAGUCAUGGAUAUACAUAUGGGAUGCCAAGACCUCUUUUUUCAUGAUAGGGGUCCACGGUGCAUGACCGGUAUUACGAAUCGAUAUCUCCUUCAUCGCCAUUGGGUGUAUGCGGGCGGGCCGACGCGAUGGCAAGCCGCCUAGGAAGAGCCUCCGAUGGUAACGGGUAGCAAGUUAAAAAGGAUGCCGUGUCACCGUUUCUCGAAAUGAUCUUCACCCCAAGACAUCUCGUCCUCUAUCCAGUCGUUACUACAUACCAGUCAGUCAGUCGCUCAGACAAUCUUUAUUCAUCAUGGUCGCUUUCACCAACUUCGCCAUCGCGGCCCUCGCCGGCUACGCCGCCGCUCACCCCGGCGAGAAGCACGACGCGCACAAGAUGAAGCGCGAACUCGUUGCACGUGACAACGCCGCACAACUCGGAGCUCGAUCCCUAGCUUCGUGCUCGAACUCUGCCUCUUCCCAAGCGUUGAAGGCCCGAUCCAUCAAGCGCCGCGCUAACGCCGUCAAGAACAUCCGACAGAAGCGCGGCAUCAAGGCCCCUGCCAGGAAGGACAAGCGCACGCUCGAGGAUCUCCAGAAAUGGGAAGCUGUGAACCACAACAUGUCCGGGACUUACAACUACGACAUGUUCACCUCGAUCGAGGAAGUCUUCAGCGGCAACACAAGCUGCAUCCUAGCCCCCGAGAUCACCAACGGGCCGUACUACGUUGUCGGCGAGAAGAUGAGGUCGAACGUCAAGGAGGCGCUGUACUGCGACGGCAUCGACCUGUUCCUCGAGGUCCAGUACAUCGACACCAACACCUGCGAACCCAUCCCCGCCGUCGCUGUCGAUAUCUGGAACUGCAACGCCACCGGCACCUACAGUGGUAUUGCUACCGAGGGCAACUAUGCUACGGGAGGGUAUAACUCGACCUACCUCCGUGGCAUCCAGCUCACCGAUGGUGAUGGAGUGGUUAGCUUCGAGACUAUCUUCCCCGGCCACUAUGGCGGCCGUGCCGUGCACACGCACUUGCUCUCGCAUAACAAUGCGCAAGUUAUGCCGAACGGAACUAUUUCCGUAUGGAACUCGCCCGUAAGCCACAUCGGCCAACUCUUCUGGCCAGAGGACCUGCGCGCCGAAGUCGAGGCCACGUACCCGUACAACACGAACACGGUAGCUCUCACGACCAACGACGAGGACAUGUGGUCGAUCCUCUCGGCCGACGCCUCGUUCGAUCCUAUCCCGCAGUGGGUGUACCUCGGCGACGACAUCUCCGAUGGGUUAUUCGCUUGGAUCCAGAUCGGUAUUAACGGCUCCGCUGAUUACACCGAGGAUGAGUAUUAUGGUGUUGCUGCGUACCUUGAUGCUGAGGGCGGCCACUCGACUGGAUACACUAUUGGCGGUGGUGGAAACGGAACCGGAAACGGAACCACGCCCAGCGGAACCCCUAGCGGUUCUCUUAGCAGCGCGCUUCCUUCGAGCUCGAGCGCGUAAUUAGGGGAUGAGAUGUUGGGGUUGGUCGCUAGGGAUAGAUGAGGUUUGGUUUUCAGGGCCUUGGUGUUUGCAAGGUUGGUUAUUUAUAGAAUUGGUUUUUGAUUCGGUCGUGUUGCGAUAUAUAUACCCUAAAAUGGAUUGUUCGAUUUUUAAAUAUAGAAGGGUGGUUUUUUUUU